AUGCCGUCUGCCGCAGGUACCAAACGCGUCAGGGGAGUCUCUAUAUUCAGACCAUUUGUUUUCGGCAGCGAAGCGCAACCAUUUGACCCAGCAAAGAAACCACCACACGUACCCGCAGACCACACCCACCAAUGGCGCGUAUUCGUCAAGGGCGUCAACGGCGAAGACAUCUCAUACUGGCUCAAGAAAGUCCAAUUCAAGCUCCACGAAACAUACGCGCAGAACGUCCGAACGAUCGAGCAGCCGCCCUUCGAAGUAACGGAGACCGGAUGGGGUGAAUUCGAGAUUCAAAUCAAACUCUACUUUAUCCCGGAGUCGACGGAAAAACCACAGACCCUCUGGCAUAGUCUGAAACUGCACCCGUACGGUCCAGAUGCGGAGGGGAGGAAAGAGCGGAGGGAAGUUGUCAUCAGUCAGAACUAUGAGGAGGUUGUGUUCAAUGAGCCUGUUGAGCAGUUCUACGAGCAUCUUACUGGUGGGCCGGGGACGCCGCAGCCGCAGAAGGGCAAGGGUGGGAAGAAUGCAAAGCAGGCACAGCAACAGCGCGGUGGAAGGACGGCUGAGAUUCCGUAUAAUGAGACGGCAGAGAAUCCCUACAGCCGGACGGGUGAAAACAAGGAACUGGAUCGCUUGGCCGAGGCGAACAAGACUGUGGAGCAAAUGAUCAAGGAGGAAAAGGAACGACUCAUUGAGCGUGAGAAGCGACUGGCAGAGCUGCGAGAGAGCGAGGGCAUGCCGGUGCAAACAAACAAGAAGCGAUAG
This is a messenger RNA of Aspergillus calidoustus, 762 nucleotides long. The record is from the annotation of a GenBank genome assembly. Lineage: Eukaryota; Fungi; Ascomycota; Eurotiomycetes; Eurotiales; Aspergillaceae.